UAUCGCGAUAUGGUGAUCAUGAAGAUGGAAGGAGAAAUGAGCAACUUCGCUAUGGUAUGGAUUACGGUGGUGGCAUCACUCUGGUAUUGUCACGCCAUCGCCAAGAUCACCAAACAAGGACCAAAAAGGUUUGUCGUAAUCCUCCCGGUGACACUCCUCUUCUUUGUCCUGCCUCUAAAUCUGAGUACCAUCUGUCUCGGAGGCCCAACUUCUUUCUUCAUCGCUUGGCUCGCCACCUUCAAACUCAUCCUCUUCUCCUUCGGUAAAGGCCCUCUUUCCUCCGACCCUCCUCACUCUAUGGCACGCUUCAUCUCCUUUGCUUGUUUCCCCGUCAAACUAGAAGAAAACCCAACAAAUUCUACUACAAACGGAGAUGAUCCAAAUUACCCAACUCCUGAAAAACCCGUCAAAAAACCCGCCCAAAAAUCUCUUCAUAGUUACCUACUCAAGGGCAUAAUUUUCUCCUCCAUGUUCUUCGUUUACCAGAACAAAUCCUCCCUUCAUCCCAAGCUCUUCUUGCUUAUGUACUCCGUAUACACCUACACCAGCUUGGAGGUCAUGCUCGCAAUCGUCGCGGCUAUAGUCCGAGCCUACCUCGGGGUCGAGCUCGAGCCCCAGUUCGACGACCCUUACAUGGCGACAUCGGUUCAGGACUUUUGGAGCAGGAGGUGGAACAUUAUGGUCUCCAAAGUGCUGCGUCCGACAGUGUACGUCCCCGUACGGACGGUGUCGAAGCACGUGGUGGGGAACAAUUGGGCGGCGAUACCAGGGGUGGUGGCGGUGUUCAUCGUGUCGGGGAUAAUGCACGAGUGGAUUUUCUACAUCAUCGGAAGGUCGAAGCCGACGGGGGAGAUCGGGCUCUUCUUCGUCCUGCAAGGCGUGUGUAUGGCGUUGGAGAUCAUCGUGAAGAGGAUGGCCCACGGAAAGUGGAGGCUGCCGCCGAGGGUGUCGGGCACGAUGGCGGUGUCGUUCGUGCUCGUUACCGCAGUCUGGCUGUUCCUGCCGGGCAUGAUGAGGUACAAUUCCGAUGUCAUGGCAUACAGAGAGAUGGUCGGCCUCAUUAGGUACGUCAAGACCCUUGGCUCUCGUCUUCGAUUGAUUGAAAAGGGCUCUAAUUAUUCCGUCUUCUCCUCUUUGCAUAACCGAAUAUGAUCGUGCUAUGUAUAUAUACGCGUAUAUAUGCACGUAUUUAUGCGUGUAUAUAUAUAUAUGCAUAUAUAUGCACAUGUAUCGAUCGAUAAUAAAUGAAUUAUCUGCUGUAUUGCAAUUCAUGACUCGGCAGGACGUGUGAGAGAGGAUGAGUAUUUUGCUUCUUUUUUUUUUUUUUUGAUUAGUUUUAGCUAGCUAUUGCAGGGAUGGUAUGUAUUGAUCAUGUAACCUUUUUAUCAUUUUGAAGAAACAUGGACCAAUGUAAUGCCACUAUUUUCUAUUUCCUAAAGUUUCGGGUAGUAUUUUUUUUUUU
Messenger RNA from Morus notabilis, 1462 nucleotides. RefSeq names its product probable long-chain-alcohol O-fatty-acyltransferase 5. The transcript has 2 exons. The coding region runs from base 10 to 1152 and encodes 380 amino acids. Gene Ontology annotation, biological process: lipid metabolic process. The record is from RefSeq and is a predicted model, not a curated record. NCBI's taxonomy places the organism in Eukaryota, Viridiplantae, Streptophyta, Magnoliopsida, Rosales, Moraceae.